UCCUCCUUACGUUUAUUUUCAUUAACUAGGUAAUUUUAGCUUGUUUUCUUUGGUAAAGUACUGGUUAUGGAUGUCAUUGGUUGACGUCGUUUGCUUAGUUAGCUUGUGGUGGUGCUAAUAGUAUCGUCAAUGUAUUUAAAUGAAACGUUCGUACUUUUCAUCAGUGGUCAGUAAAAACAGCAUCUGGAUCUUGCUGAAGAUUGGAGAAUAUCCUUUGACCUCCCUUCCUUUCAAAUCAAUGGAAGGGUCAGACAGUUUAGACCAGGGUGGCAGUGACCAGCCAGAAUCUCAGCGCAGAAGGCAGCGGGACCGCCUGGACAGGGAGGAGGCCUUCUAUCAGUUUGUCAACAAUCUCAGUGAUGAAGACUAUCGUCUCAUGAGAGAUAACAAUCUUUUGGGCACCCCAGGAGAAGUAACAGAGGAUGAGCUGUUUAAUAGACUUCAGCAAAUCAAAGAUGGCACAGAAGAACAGAAUAACACCCCUACUACUGAAAAUGGAGAAGACCCAGUUGACCAACCAGAAAGCUCUGAGGAUCCUGCCAGUGGGGAUAGUCUGCUGGACUGGCUGAACACAGUGAGGCGCACAGGCAACACAACCAGAACAGGUCAUCGUGGAAACCAGUCAUGGCGGGCAGUAAGCCAGACCAACCCAAAUAGUGGCGAUUUUCGCUUCAGCUUGGAAAUCAGUGUGAACCGCAACCUGGCUGAACAGCAGGCAGCUGCUGAAGGGGAGCAGGAGUCUCCAGGGGAGUCUGCAGAGAGUCAAGAAGUGGUGGCAAAUGCUGAAUCGCAGGUCCCCAUGGAGACAGAAGUGGUGGAAGAACCAGUUGUGGAGGAAUUGGCUGUCAUAGUGGAACCAGAACCUGAAGUAGAAGAGGUUGUUUCACAGGAGAUUUUGGGAGACCCUCCAAGCUCACCUGUUGUCCAGCCGGUACAACCCUCCCUUUCUCCUUCGCCACGCAGAGGACAGAGGAGAGCCCGCAGCCGUAGUCCAGAACCACGCAGGACCAGGGCCCGUACAGCCAGGAGCCGCUCUCCUCUCCACAUGGAUCAGUUGGAUAGUCUUCCAAAUCUGCAUCAUGCUCACAGCUCUCAAGGCCCCAACUCAGGCACCAGUGCUCCCCUUGUACCUCAAGUGGAGGGCAGUUCUCGGACUCGACAACAUGUUCUUUCCAGGCAAAGCACUGCUGACAGUGAUGUUCAGCCAUCUAGGGCGGGUGCAGAAUCUGUUCCAGAUGCCCAAAAUACCGGCUCUCAGGAAGGAGAAGCUGCUGGGGGAGAAGGGGGCACUUCAGGGCGCCGUCUCCCAACUAUUAUGCUCGAUCUCCAGGUGCGUCGUGUGCGUCCAGGCGAAUAUCGACAAAGAGACAGCAUUGCUAGUCGUACCCGCUCGCGCUCCCAGAACUCAAACAACACAUUUCUUUAUGAGAGCGAGCAUGGUGGAUUUCGUAGGACUUUCUCACGUUCUGAGCGGGCUGGUGUGAGGACCUACGUCAGCACAAUUCGCAUCCCUAUCCGAAGAAUCUCUGAUGCAGGUUUGGGAGAGGCAACUUCAGCAGCUCUCCAGUCUAUGAUUAGGCAGAUUAUGACUGGUUUUGGUGAACUAGGCUACCUCAUGGAUUCAGCCUCUGAUUCUUCAGAUUCAACCCGUGGAGCCAACACAGUUACGGAUCCAGCUGAAGCCCUUAACCCAGAUGCUGCUACUCCUGCUCCUGCUUCUGAUGUUGAUGAACCACCUGUGGUUGCUGGAGUCAGAGCAAGGACAGUUGACGCUGAUAUGGAUGAGGGUCUUGCCACUGGUCCACCUGGCUCUGGUGGCAGGGCUCGGCCUAGACCACCUAUCAGCCUAGAGGAGCCCAGCUCACUGCCUUUCCUGCGGCUUGCCCACUUUUUCCUUCUAAAUGACGACGACGAGGACCAGCCCCAAGGGCUGACUAAAGAGCAGAUUGACAACCUCUCCAUGCGCAGCUUUGGUGAGAGUGAUGCCGUGAAGACUUGCAGUGUCUGUAUAACAGAGUAUGCAGAAGGUAACAAGCUACGUAAGCUGCCCUGCUCUCAUGAGUACCACGUGCAUUGCAUCGAUCGCUGGCUGUCUGAAAACUCCACUUGCCCCAUCUGCCGCAGGGCUGUCCUGGUAUCUGCUAACCGAGAGAGUGUGGUGUAGUUCACAAGACUGCAGGCCUUUUGUCUCAACAUAAAUCUAAUAAUAUCCCAGGUCCAUGACAGACUUUGAGGAAAUGUCUCCACUGUUGAAAUGUAUUUUCUUCAUACCAUUUGCAAGUUCGACCAUAAUGCAGUCAUAAGUUUGAUUUGGGAUGCUCCACAGUGACAUUGGGAAUUAUUCAGCCUCUAGUAAGACAUUUCAGCAAGCAAUGCAUGCUGUUUGAAUCAGCCUGUAAUGACCAAGCAGGUUUUUGAAUUGUGUCAACCCAUGCGCAUGAGCAGAUGUGUUUUCAUAAAGAUUCUCCAAGUUAACAAUGCUGCACACCUACAGGUAGUUCAACCACCACAAAUCUGAUCUUUUGUAUUUGAACCUCAGUGGCACCUUGCAUAGCAUAAGUUUGGUAUUAUACAGGUCUUAGUUACACCAGUUUAAAGUAUUAGCUGUAAAUAAGCAAAUAUAAUAAAAAUCAUUUGAAUUACACUUUGCAUCACUGAAUUGGUUUUGGAUUUUAGAUGUUCUCAUGAAGAUUAGUGGUAUUGACUGCAGUUACACUCUCAUAGCAUACAUAAAUUUGGUGUUAAAAAUAGGUGGCAUCACAGCAGAAUUAUUUAGAGAUUGUGGUGUCCAAAGUAUGUAGGACAUUUUAAUUGGUUUGCAAUAUAUUGUGUGACUUGUACUCUCCCUAAGUAUUUUUGGAGUGGCAUAUACCAUGAGAGUUUUAAGUGUGCUGAAUUAUUUUAAAAAG
Monopterus albus (swamp eel) is the source of this 2909-nucleotide messenger RNA. It is a transcript of the gene rlim, whose product is annotated as ring finger protein, LIM domain interacting. Lineage: Eukaryota; Metazoa; Chordata; Actinopteri; Synbranchiformes; Synbranchidae. The coding region runs from base 140 to 2164 and encodes 674 amino acids. The record is from RefSeq and is a predicted model, not a curated record. The transcript is spliced from 4 exons. Gene Ontology annotation, molecular function: ubiquitin protein ligase activity. Gene Ontology annotation, cellular component: nucleus. Gene Ontology annotation, biological process: protein ubiquitination; random inactivation of X chromosome; ubiquitin-dependent protein catabolic process.